Molecule: messenger RNA, 2379 nt
Organism: Scomber scombrus (Atlantic mackerel)
Lineage: Eukaryota; Metazoa; Chordata; Actinopteri; Scombriformes; Scombridae
Gene: slc9a1a
Product: solute carrier family 9 member A1a
Exons: 12
Coding region: 1-2379 (792 amino acids)
Biological process (GO): sodium ion transport; regulation of pH; proton transmembrane transport
Cellular component (GO): membrane
Molecular function (GO): sodium:proton antiporter activity
Source: RefSeq, a predicted model, not a curated record
AUGCCUUCGAGGACAGGUUCACACAGGCCAGCCGGCUUUUGCAAGACUUUAUCGGAGAGGGGUUUACUCCUGCUGAUGGUUUUGGUGCUUUUGGAGGGCUCCGUGCUUCCUCUCGGAGCUGCCAGCUCUCCGGAUGUCAGCCAACAUGAGGACUCAGGCAACCACAAAGUGACGGCGGAAAAGCAAAACUUCACCAAAAAGGCUUUCCCUGUGCUCAUCCUCGACUACCACCACAUACAGACCCCCUUCGAGAUUUCGCUAUGGGUGCUGCUAGCGUCUUUAAUGAAGUUAGGGUUCCACCUGAUCCCUCGUCUGUCCGGCAUUGUGCCAGAGAGCUGCCUGUUGAUUGUGGUGGGUCUGCUGGUGGGGGGGCUCAUCACUCUAGCUGGGGAAAAGGUCCCCCCAGUACUGGACUCCCAAUUGUUCUUCCUCUGCCUGCUGCCACCCAUCAUCCUGGAUGCUGGCUACUUCCUGCCCAUCCGUCCCUUCAUGGAGAACGUGGGCACCAUCCUAAUGUUUGCUGUGGUGGGGACCUUGUGGAACGCCUUCUUUAUCGGGGGCGUGCUGUAUGCUGUGUGUCAGAUCCAGCCGAGCAAUCCAUCUGACCUCCACAAACUCGAGCUCCUGCCUUGCUUGCUGUUUGGCUCCAUCAUCUCAGCUGUGGAUCCUGUUGCUGUGCUGGCUGUGUUCGAGGAGAUCCAUAUCAAUGAACUGUUGCACAUCCUGGUUUUUGGCGAGUCCCUGCUCAACGAUGCUGUCACUGUUGUGCUAUACCACAUAUUUGUGGAGUUCUCAAGUGCUGGCACAGUGACAGUGAUGGACUGCUUCCUUGGUAUCCUCUCCUUCCUCGUGGUUGCAGUGGGUGGCAUUCUAGUUGGAGCUAUGUAUGGGAUCCUGGCCGGUUUCACCUCACGCUUCACCUCCCACACGCGUGUCAUCGAGCCACUUUUUGUAUUUGUGUACAGCUACAUGGCGUACCUGUCAGCUGAGAUGUUCCACCUCUCAGGCAUCAUGGCGUUAAUAGCAUGUGGGGCGGUGAUGCGACCGUAUGUGGAGGCCAACAUAUCGCACAAGUCCCACACCACCAUCAAGUACUUCUUGAAAAUGUGGAGCAGCGUCAGUGAGACCCUCAUUUUCAUCUUCCUGGGAGUGGCCACGGUCGGUGGUGACCACAAUUGGAACUGGACCUUCGUCACGGUCACCAUCAUUCUGUGUCUGGUGGCACGAGUCAUGGGCGUGAUUGGUCUGACAUUCGUGAUCAACAAGUUCCGUAUUGUCAAGCUGACCACCAAGGACCAGUUCAUAGUGGCAUAUGGUGGCCUGCGAGGUGCCAUCGCCUUCUCCCUGGGCUUCCUGUUGGAUGAGGAUCACUUUGGGGCAUCCUUGAGAAAGAUGUUCCUCACUGCCAUCAUCACUGUCGUCUUCUUCACUGUCUUUGUCCAGGGCAUGACCAUCAAACCUCUGGUCGAGCUGCUGGCAGUGAAGAAGAAACAGGAGGCCAAGCGCUCGAUUAAUGAGGAAAUUCACACCCAGUUCCUCGACCACCUGCUGACUGGAAUUGAGGACAUCUGUGGACACUACGGACAUCACCACUGGAAGGACAAGUUGAACCGCUUCAAUAAGAAGUAUGUGAAGAAGUGCCUGAUAGCAGGCGAGCGCUCCAAGGAGCCUCAGCUCAUCGCCUUCUACCAUAAGAUGGAGAUGAAACAGGCUAUUGAAAUGGUGGAGAGUGGAGGUGGGGUCAAGCUGCCUUCUACUGUGCCCUCCACAGUGUCUAUGCAAAACAUCCAGCCCAAGAAGCCCCCUGUGGCCAAGGCUGCAGAAAGGGUUCUACCCCAGCUGCCUAAAGGCCGAGAGGAGGAGAUCAGGAAGAUCCUGCGGAGUAACCUUCAGAGGACACGACAGAGGCUGCGUUCCUACAACAGACACACGCUGGUGGCUGAUCCAUACGAGGAUGGAUUUGGUGACUUCCUUAUCAAGAAGCAAAAGAUGAUUGAAUUGGAGAAUAAGAUAAAAGAAAUGAAUAACUACUUGACGGUGCCUGCUGGUUCUCCGGACUCCCCCACCAUGUGUAGAGCCAGACUGGCCUCAGAUCCUCAAGCCUACAGCAUGAAGCCAUCAUCAGACAGCGUGCCCACCAUACAGGUAGACCUGGCCUCUCCUCAGUCUCCAGAUUCUGUCAACAUGAUGGAUGAAUUCAGACGAGCCGGCAAGCAGCAGGAGGAAGACGGCGGCCUGAUGAUGAAACCUCCCGGGCAAAGUGGGUCUAAUAAACCAAGGGAAACAAACGGAGACAACGAGAAGCAGAAGCUGACGAGGUGCCUGAGUGACCCUGGUCCCAGUGCAGACGAGGAUGAGGAUGAACCCUUCCUGCCGUAA